CUAGUACUUAGAUAAGUACCUAGGUACCGUUAUGCUUCCAUCCUUCACAGGUUCACCCGCAACGGCGGAAUCCUAUGAAGAAACAGGUAGUAAUGGGCCAAUCAGAUGAAAUACCUAUAGGUCAUACCAUCUUACCUCACGCCCUUGACGGCGGAAUUAAUCAAAUCAAUCAACUUACAAUAGACUUUCCAUAACUCUCCGUCACCUGCGAAAAUCGUCAAUGACGAGCAAUGGUUGACACUCCAGGCGAAGAGCCGUCUGCGGCAAUAACCCCAAACACAGGUAAUCACGAAACAUUAACCAGACGGAGGAAAAUACGCAAAGGGACGCGAUCUUGUUGGGAAUGUAAGCGGCGGAAAAUAAGGAUAUGCCCGAAGAUCUGUCUCCUGGAAAAACAGGCAAUCGACAUCUCUCCGACCGCAUCUCAAGAGUUGAAGACAUAGUCAAAGACUUUCUUGCUGAUAAAGACGGUGGCGGGACAAUCCAGGUUGGAGAAGAGAUACGGCAAGACAGAUGCUCAAAGAGCAACAACCCGGCACCUUCUUCAUCUUUUCCAAUUCCUCUCACUCCUGUAAAGGGCGUACUUGAUAAGCCCGAGAACGAGAUAGUGCUUCAUCACUUACUCAAAGCUUUUCCAUCUGAAGAGGAUACCAGCAUUCUGCUCAGGGGGAGCGCUAUACCGUCGCUUUAUAUCGAUGUGCUUAACACCCAGCCACAUAGCAAGCAGACCCUCGAGGCUCUUACAAAACCUUUAUUUACAGGCGAAGUCCCUAGCUUCACGGCUCACCCCGCCGUUGUAGCUAGGUAUCUGCUCGUGUUUGCAAUCACUUUGCAAACCCCGUCUAGCGAAAGCUUGUUCGGCCUUUCGGAGCCACAUGACGUGCUCAUGCGUCGGUUGACGACAGCUGCUAGGAUGUGGGUAACCACAAACGAAGAGAUGCACGGAACCGUCGAGUGUUUGGUCUGUAUCAUUCUGGAAGGUAUAUUUGAGACGAAUUGUGGCAAUCUUCGUCGGGCUUGGGCUGUUUAUCGCAGAGCAAUAACGGUUGCCCAGCUAAUGGGCUUCCAUCGCUCACCAAUACCAGCAUAUAAACUGAUUGAUCCGAAGCUCAAUGUUGAUCCCAAGUUCAUGUGGUUCCGUAUUGUAUAUAUGGACCGCUAUCUCAGCUUACUCCUCGGUUUACCUCAAGGCACAUCUGAUAGGAGUAUAGGAGUUCCAUCCGUUUUACGGCACGAGCCACCCAUGGGCCACUUCGAACGUGCGCUCACGGCCAUCGCAUCUCGUAUUUUGGAACGCAACGAAAGUACCUUCGUUGCCAGCGAAAUCGCAACAACCCUGUCCAUCGACUCUGACUUGUUGAGUGUGUCAAAAAGCAUGCCAGCAAGCUUCUGGCGACCGGCGAAUUUCCACAAUAUCACGCUCGGAUCUCCCGAGAGCGUCCUAGAAAUAACACGUUUAGCAGCUCAGGUGUAUUAUUAUGGCCUAGUAAUCCAGCUUCAUUUGCCGUAUAUGAUGCGACUAGGUGGCAACACGGAGCACGAGUAUAGCAAGGUCGCUUGUGUUAAUGCUAGCCGGGAGAUAAUGACGCGCUUUAUUUCUCACCGAAGCUUUAACCCUAGAUCAUCCUGUUCGCGACCCGUGGACUUCUUCGCACUCUUAGCGGCAAUGACUCUCCUUCUCGCCCACCUUGACGCUCAUCAUCGCCGAGAAGCAACCAACUUCUUGGCGCAUCAACGCCUUGGCGACCGCGCCAUGUUGGAGGAGGCUUUGGAAAAAAUGGAUGGCGUGACUAAACUGAGCAAGGACUCGAUAACAGAAAAGAGCGCCGGGUUGAUUCGACGGCUACUUCAUAUCGAGGCGGAUGCAGCUAACGGAAGCAGCUAUAUUACUAGAAGCGAAGGAGUAGAACAAAAUGCGGAAGAAGGGAUGAAUAUAAAUGAAGAACUCCGCUUGCGCAUCCCGUACGUUGGCGUCAUCAAGAUUGGUCGUCAAGGCUACACAUCCUUAACGGACCCGCGCGAAUUGGGACAGAUGGACACACAUUUAGAAGCGCCCGAAUUCGAGCAGUCGAUGCCAGAAAUAUUCAGUCCCAAUCAGGACAACAACAUUCCACAUCCUCAUACCGGGACUUCUCCGAUAAUGGAUGGCGUGAAUGAUUGGGGCUUCCAGGGAGUUGACAUGGCGUUUUUCGACAAUUUAAUGAGAGGAACAUCCUUUUUAGAUGCUACGAGGUUGGAGCAGUAGCAUGUCGAGGAUUUGCCCGGAGCUACCGAUGGUAAUAAGGAAUAAACAUCUCCAAAUUUUGAAGGGUUCUUGUUGAAACUCGCAAGUGCGCUAUUGACCCUGACUUUUACCAUCAUAGCUAGACGUCUAAUAGAUACGGCUACGGCAAGGAG
Daldinia caldariorum is the source of this 2397-nucleotide messenger RNA. RefSeq lists its product as uncharacterized. The record is from RefSeq and is a predicted model, not a curated record. NCBI's taxonomy places the organism in Eukaryota, Fungi, Ascomycota, Sordariomycetes, Xylariales, Hypoxylaceae. Gene Ontology annotation, biological process: DNA-templated transcription. The transcript is spliced from 3 exons. The coding region runs from base 368 to 2245 and encodes 625 amino acids. Gene Ontology annotation, molecular function: DNA binding; zinc ion binding.